AUGGCUCCGGCCUCGCGAGAGCCGUCGACUACAAAGACGAAGCAGGCGAAGAUCCCGCUAAUGAUAGAAGAUGGCCGGUACUACCCUCAUCCCGACGAUCUUGACAGCUGGAGCGACGAUAUGAAGUGGUGGCCGGGAGUCACCUCAGGUGACAUCGUUUACUACCUUCUCAGCUCAAAGGCUUGUGACUUGAAAGACGUGAAGGCCUAUAAAAGCCUGGAGUCAUACAAUUACCUACAGUGCGGGUGGGUUGGAAAACUGUUGGUCCACAAAGUAGACAACGAAAUAGUGUUUGUUAAAGGUGAGGUGACACCAUCGCAAGCUGUGCACAACAGACCCCAUUCUGUAUGGAUAUGUGCGAAGUACAGUGGCACAGUUCUGACUGCUGGCUGUACCUGCAUGGCAGGGAAAGCCAGAGUAUGCAGCCACGUUGGAGCAGUCCUCUGGAAGAUAGACCUUGCAGUUUGCAAUGGGCUGACUGGCAUUUCCUGCACAGACACAGUAAUGCAGUGGAACAGAGGAACGAAGCAGAACGUGGAACCAGCUGUGCUAGGGGACGUCUCAUUCAAGAUGCAGAGGCGGAUACUUGACCCGGAUGUAAAAAGGGAAAAAAGAGCAGCACUACCAAGUGACCCGCCUAUGGAUGACAGAACCUUCAAGGAGUUCAUGAAGUCAUCACCCUUGUCUCCUCUCUUCAACGUUAAAGGUAUUUUGGUCCAUUUUGUGUACUAA
This is a messenger RNA of Ornithodoros turicata, 732 nucleotides long. RefSeq lists its product as uncharacterized. The transcript has 2 exons. NCBI's taxonomy places the organism in Eukaryota, Metazoa, Arthropoda, Arachnida, Ixodida, Argasidae. Gene Ontology annotation, molecular function: zinc ion binding. Bases 1 to 732 code for a protein of 243 amino acids. The record is from RefSeq and is a predicted model, not a curated record.